This is a messenger RNA of Paramecium sonneborni, 186 nucleotides long. Lineage: Eukaryota; Ciliophora; Oligohymenophorea; Peniculida; Parameciidae. The record is from the annotation of a GenBank genome assembly.
AUGAUAGUGAAAUGGAAUAUUGAUAUGUAAAUAAGAAUUUAGAAGAAGAACAUUGUAGGAGGAUGGGAUAAUAUUUGGAAAUUUUUGAAGGAUUUGAUAAAGUAAAAUAUUAUGAAACAUAAUAAUAGAAAUGAAAUUGCUAAAUAAUUUAAGAAUCUAGGAAAGAAUAUAAGAAAUAUUUAUUGA